Molecule: messenger RNA, 540 nt
Organism: Cannabis sativa
Lineage: Eukaryota; Viridiplantae; Streptophyta; Magnoliopsida; Rosales; Cannabaceae
Product: transmembrane 9 superfamily member 3-like
Exons: 2
Coding region: 28-477 (149 amino acids)
Biological process (GO): protein localization to membrane
Cellular component (GO): membrane
Source: RefSeq, a predicted model, not a curated record
CUACUGGAUCUCUGAUAUUUCUAACACAUGUGUUAUCUUCCUCAGAUGGCAUUGGCUGGGAUAUUUCCUUUUAGUGCGAUUUGCGUUGAGCUUUCGUCUGUGGUUUAUAGCUUGUGGGGUUAUGAGAAUUACACUCAGUACAAGUUUCUGUUUGUAACCUUCAUUCUUCUUCUAAUCAUCACUGCUUUAAUCAAUGUGGGCUUGAUUUGUUGCAAGAUUGUUUCUAAAGAUCACAAAUGGUGGUGGAGGUCAUUUGUGUAUGGUGGAUCAAUUGGAUUGUAUGUUUAUGGGUUUUGCAUACAUUACUUAUUGUAUAAGAGAUCAGAUAUGUCAGGUUCCUUACAACUCUCAUUCUUCUUAGGAUACAUGGCUUGCAUUUGCUAUGCCCUUUUCUUGAUGUUUGGUAGUGUUGGUUUCUUAGCCUCUUAUCUCUUUCUUCGCCAAAUUUACCAUUCUCUUCAUUACUCAAAAACUUGAUAUAGCUGAUGAGAUGAGAUGAGAUAAUUGUAUUACAUCUUUUUUUUAAUUAUUAUUAUUAUG